AGAGAUGCUCACAUGCUGAACCGCAGUGGCAGCAGCCUCAGUAACACGUCCCCUUGGAGACUAGGAGCAACACGUGAUGCGUCUACUUAUCAGGUUUAGUGAGCAGCGCCUAGGAACGACCUAAGUGGGAGAAAGAGAAGAAAAAGUGAGUUUUCUCACUCUCUUCGACUGUCGACACCCUUUAUCGUAAGUCUACUUCUUUGGAAGACAAAUCAGAGGGGGGUUAAAUUAUUGAGUUGACGAACUUUGAACAUCAUCAGAAACGCCAUUUUGAUUGCUCUCCGGAACAAGUUUGCAGUUUUUUUUCUAACUCCAUCAUCUCCAUUCACCAUCAUCUAUGCCUCGGCGCAAGCAGCCCAACCCCGACAAAGUCAAACUAUGAACAGAAGCUGCUGAGUGUCUCUGCUCUGCCCUCUCACCUACCCGACUGUGACCCCACCACUCCAUGACCCCUUGACCCCCGUGGUCCCGAACUCAUAAAUGGAUAUGAACGGCGGCUCCACUGAACAGGCGGCGAGCGUUGGAGGCGGGGCCACAGCAGCCAUGCCGAAGGACAAGCUCCAAUUAGACACAACAUGCGAGGAUCUCCAAGGGAAGGCCGAGGACGACAACAGUGAGGAGGCAGCGGCGGUGGAGGAGGAGGAGGAGGAGGAGGAGGAGGAGACGGUGCCUCGGCAGGAUCAUGUAAGCGCUCGGGAGAUGGAGGAAGAGGAGGAGGAGGAGGAAGAGGAGGCGCGGGGCGGGGAGGAGGGAGGCGACCUGACGCCCAUCAACUCCAUGAUGAACACUGUCAUGAACGCGGGGCAGAUCAACGGCGGCGUGGACCCCAUCUCCACCAGCACGACGCCCAGCAAGACGCCCAGCAAGUCCCCUUCUGUGAAUCGCACGGGGAGAAGGAAUCAGGAGGUCAAAGAGGACCGCUCGCAAUUCAUUUGCCCCCUGUGCGACAAGAACUGUCAAACCCAGCACUCGCUCACUAUGCACAUCAGACAGCACAACACUGAGAGUGGGGCCACGGACCACUCGUGCAGCAUCUGUGGCAAGGCCCUGAGCUCGGCCAGCUCCCUGGACCGCCACAUGCUGGUGCACAGCGGAGAGCGACCCUACAAGUGCUCCGUCUGUGGACAGACCUUCACCACCAACGGCAACAUGCACAGACACAUGAAAAUCCAUGACAAGGACCCAAACACUGUCCUGAACACGAGCCCGCCCUCCCCAACCAAGCGCAGACGUCUGUCGGUCAAGCGGAAGCCCAGUGUGGAGGAUGAGGAGGAGACAGCUGACCACUCGCCCAACAAAAAGGUAAUGAUGGAGGAUCAGGCAGGGGAACGAGGUCGAGGCAAGCGUGAGGAGGAGCUGCUGCACUGCCCCAUCUGCUUCAAGACCUUCAUCUGUAAAUAUGGGCUUGAGUCCCACAUGGAGACUCAUCCAGACACUACUCUGAGGUGCAACCUGUGCUGCAUCAGCUUCCGCACCCAUCGUGGCCUGCUCCGGCACAACUCCGUCAUCCACAAGCAGUUGCCCACCGACCCCUCGGGACGCCCCUUCAUCCAGAGCAACCCCUCAGUGCCUCUGGGCUUCAGUGACCUGGCUUUCAUCGACUUCUCCUGCCACAAGUUCCCUCAGAUUGCCCAGGUGUGGUGUGAGACCAACUUGCGCAGAUGCUCGAGCAAGUUUCACCGGUUUGUGUGCGAAGUCUGCAACAAGGCUUUCCCCCUGCAGGACUCCUUGGAACUGCACAGAGUCACGCACAAAUCCAUCGCCGCUACCGACACCAACACUGCCACUGCCACGGCCACAGGUGCAGCUGAGGCUCCGAGUGCCGAUGACAUCACUGCUGCAGAUAAACCCGGGAUUAGCUCCACAGAAGAGAAGCAGGCCGAGGGCGAGGGGGAUGGGGAUGGGGAGGCGGCCGUGCCAAAGGAUCCGCUGCCCUCAGAGGAUGAGCACAAGACUAGCUUUAUGGACUAUCUGGGCCUCCAGCACUCGUCCAAGGUGAAGGCCGGCCCGUCGGAGGAGGAGCUGCAGCAGGCCAUCCUAGAUAGCAUCCGGGUGAUCCGCGUGGAGCCGCCCGUGACCAAUCUACCUCAGGAGGCCAGCAGCAGCCUGGGCCUGCCCCUGGUGGAGCCCCUCUCCCUCCAGGGCCUGACCCAGAGCAGCGCGCUCAACCUGCUCUCCCUGCAGCCCCUGCCGCGCGGCUUCGUGAUCGGGGCCGACAGCAGCCUGCUGGUGCGUCCCAUCAGCGGCCAGGCCGGCGUGGACGUGCAGCAGAUCCUGAAGAUGGCGACCACGGUGUCUUCGCAGAUGGCUGCCGCCAUGCCUGCUUUGGCCAAGACGUCCGCCCACGCGCAGCAACAGCAACAGCAGCAGCAUGCUGACGCCAAGCACAUUCCGCCGCUGAAACCGAAGCCACCGGUGACGCCCCGCUCCAACGUGGGCACCUCCAACCCCCCGCCGCCCCCCAUGAGUGCCCAGCAGGCCUCUCCCGGCUGCAUCAGCCCCAGCUUGCCCCCGCCCACCGGCCACCUCCUCAGGACCGCCAAACAGUCCUCGUCUUCCUCUGCGUCCUCCUCCUCCUCCUCGUCCCCCAUCAACCAGGGCUACAGCUGGGAAAACGCACAGCUGGGCUCCGACAGCGCUGUGACCGCGGUGCCUUACGACGCGGCCGCCGGCGCAGAGGAGGCGGGCGGCAAGGACGCCAAGAGCAAGGCCCCCUCCUCCAAGACGGAGUACCCGUGCCGCUUCUGCACGCAGGUCUUCUCCUUCCCCGCCGGCCUCCAGGCCCACAUGCGCCACCACCUGGGCGCCUCCCCGUACCAGUGCAGCAUCUGCAGCUACGCCGCGCCCGACAAGGCCACGCUCAUCCGCCACCUGCGCACGCACAGCGGCGAGCGGCCGUACGUGUGCCGCCUCUGCCACUACCCCUUCACCGUCAAGGCCAACUGCGAGCGCCACCUGCGCAAGAAGCACAUGAAGAGCACGCGCAAGGAGAUCGAGAAGAACAUCGAGUACGUCACGUCCUCGGGCUCGGGCGGCGUCGGCGGCCUCAACCCCACCACACUGGACCUCCUGGACCCGGCCGGCACCAGCGUCACGGCCUGCCGCUACUGCGGAGAGGACCUCAAGAACUACCGCGCGCUCCAGAUCCACCUGCGCACGCACAACGGCUGCCAGCGCAAGCCGUACGAGUGCCGCCAGUGCGGCGCGGCCUUCCUGGCCAAACGGAACUGCAUUCACCACCUGCUCAAGUGCCACCCCGAGGUCCCCGAGAGGGAGAUCGAGGAGCACAUCACCGCUCUGGCGCCAGUCAUGGCUCCCGCAACCAUCCCGAGCUCUACCCAGCCCCUGUCGUCCUCAAACGGCCUCCUGGCGGGGACUCCGCUGCCCUGCGUGAAAAGCGACACCAGCUCGUACACCAUCACUGCAGACCAGGACCAGCCCCUCGACUUCUCCAACAAGUCCAACAGCGUCCCCAUCAAGCGUGAAUCGGCGCCCUCGCCACAGCCGUUCGACUGCUCCAUGGAGCCCAUCGACCUCUCCAUCCGCAAGGACCCGGAGAGGAAGCGGAUGAAGCGCGAGGCGGCAGACCCCAUGCCCUUGCAUUGCCUUGCAGUGACCGAUCUCAAAAAGGAGGUUCCGUUCGCUGCCAGCACCACACACAAAGGGCCAGAGGAGAGCCACAGCCUUCAGCGGCCCUUUCAGAUCUCCCCUCCGCUGCUCACCUCGGCGCUGACCAGCGAGCAGCUCAAGACCACCCCGAGGCUGAAGCCGCUGCUGCCCAAACCCAGCGUGGUGUCCACCGCCACCGCAGAGCUUCCCCCUCUCGCCUCCAUCGCCCAGAUCAUCUCCUCGGUCUCCGCUGCCCCAUCACUACUCAAAGCAGGAAGGAGCGCCAGCAGCAGCCCUUCUGUCUCGGACAGCGGCAGAGGGCUGGUGAGUGUGGAGGUUCUGAGUGAAAAAGCCGUCGUGUCUGCCACCAUUGGUCCUGAGGCUGCCCUCGCUGCAUCUGAGGACUCGAUCGCUGGCGGCAACCCUAAAAAGAGAGGCAGGAAGCGAUCGGUCUCUGAGGACAUUGACGAGAACAGUCUCGGCCUGGCCUGCGGGCUGGACCUGGAGUCCAGCGGGGAGUUCCCCAGCGUGGAGAAGAUGCUAGCCACCACAGAUGCUAACAAGUUUAGCCCUUACCUGAGGCCGACCGGCGUGGACUCGAUGCCGGGGGACAUGGAGAGGGAGAGGCAGUCGAACAGCGAGGAGGAGAAGGACGGGAUUAAGGAGAAACAGAAGCCUAGACCUCAGAACAAAGUUAAGAAGAACGCUUACUCUAAUUCAGUGCAAAAGAUGACUUGCCCCUACUGUCCAAGAGUGUUCCCCUGGGCCAGUUCUCUGCAGAGGCACAUGCUAACACAUACAGGUCAGAAGCCAUAUCCAUGUCCACAGUGUGAUGCAUUGUUCUCCACCAAGUCCAACUGUGAGCGUCACUUGCUCCGCAAACACGGAGUGACCAGUCGCCUGCUCCAGAACAAUGGGUCUCGCUCCAAAGGCAGAGGAGAGGAAGGUUCCCAAGGAAGUGCAGAGAGCAUAUCUGACACCGAGCAAGGAGGGUCUUCAGAGGCGGGGGACCUGAACCUUAACUAUGAUGGCAGCAAGGGGGGUGCUGAGGAUAAGGAUCUGGAUCAGCUGGACCAGUCCUCCAUGGCGGGGCAGCCCGAGGACGGGUCGGACAACACUGAUGACAGAGCGGAAGACAUGGAGAACACUGUGGCCGAGGACAGCGACGACACUCAAAGCAACAAGAGCCUGGACGUGAAUCUGGCCUGCAAACUCAUUGACUUCAAGCUGACGCCCAGUGGCCAGCCCCAGCACAUGGGGGUGGUCGCCGCGGCCUCCGCUGCCAGGGCAGAGCUGGACAGCGGCUCUGCGGACCAUUUCCAGCACACCUGUCCCACCUGCAAGAAGAGCUUCCGCCACGCCACCACCCUCAACCGGCACCUAAAGUCCCACCUGCAGGAGGCCCAGGCAGAAGAAGCCGCCAGAAAGAAGGCACGUCAGCCCAAACCCACCACCAGCAACGCUGGCGAAGCAGAGGCGGAGCAAGACGGAGCGGCUCUGGAGAAGGACAACAUCAACAGCAGCAGCAGCGCGGAGAACUCCGGGGGAGAGGAGGACGAUAAGGAGCGGGAAGAUAGGAGUGAUGAGGAGGAGGACAGCGCCUCCACAGAGUCCAAGGGUGGGAGCGGUGAGAACGGCGGAGCAGGGAAGACGGACAAGAGGAAGAAGAUCUGCAGCAUGUGCAACAAGCGCUUCUGGAGCCUGCAGGACCUCACCAGACACAUGCGCUCACACACAGGUGAAAGGCCUUUUAAAUGCCAAACCUGCGAGCGGACCUUCACCCUAAAGCACAGCCUUGUGAGGCACCAGCGCAUCCACCAGAAACCGCUGGACAACAAAGACAUGGAGGUCGAGGGAGAGGGAGAGGGAGAGGACGAGGACGAUGAGGUGAACGAGGCCAUGCUGAGGGACGAUAUGGGCUCUGAGGACGGGGAGGCUUCCCCCUGCCACCCUGGCAGCCUGGGCGAGUCGACCGCUUGCAGUGCCAAUCCCGCUGCACUGGACGAAAAUGAGAGCAAGGAAGAGGAGUCAGCAGGCAAACACGAGCCUGUAACGGGAGAUGAGAAGCAGCAAGAAGAGGAGGAGGAGGAGAAUGAGGAUGAGGAUGAGGAAGGGGAAGGAGAAGGGGAGGAGGAGAUUGGAGACAAGAGGGAAGAAAAUGCAGAGACGGCAGCUGUGGAGGAGACAGAGGCACUGUCUAAAGAGCCAGUCCAAGAGCCUAAAGCCAAGAGUGCUUCCUUAGAGGACCAGACAGGUGGCGCUAUGGAGGCCGCUGAGGACCAGGCUGAUGACAUGGCAGAAACUGGGGAACAGCCAGAGUCCACUCAGUGAGUGGGGAUGGACUACUGUGGGCUCUGGCCCAAUCGUAACAUAGUCUUGUUGUGCCAUACGUCAACAAAACUGGUGCAAAAUGGGUCUUGGUUCUAGGUAUUUAGUACUUUUUCAUGUUAUCUCGUAGCUGUGGAAAAAUUUAAACAAUCAGUUCAAAGAUAAUUUUUGAGUGCCUUCAUAUUUUUCCCCAGACCAGAUUUUUUUAUAAACUGGAGAGAGUUCUUAUAAAUAUUUUACUGUUUUGAUAAUUUUGAAAUUAAAUGAUAGUUCAACAGCAUUUAUAUCACAUUCUAUUUGUACAAAUUACAUUGAGAAGAUAUGGAAACAUUUAAAAUGUAUUAUUCACAAUUGAAAUUCCAUUUUGUCUUUAGUAUUAAUGAGACCUUUGGCUUGAAUGUGUUUUUGUCUCGUAUGGGACAAGGCAGACCUUGAAGUGCCUUCAAAGUGCAUCCUCUUUUUGAAUAUCUUUUGCAUCGUCUUUGAAUGGAUGCUCAAUGGAGGACAUGGACCUUUAGAAGAGAUAUAAAUACUAAGAUGUUCAGUUCAUACUUUAACACCUCUGACAGUUCACUGAUGGAACAUUUUUGGGGCAAUAUUUGCUCUUCUUUGAGCCAUUCAGAUGGAGACGAGAACCCCCAGUCAAGGACAAGCUUUUGUGGGACUGUUCCCCCUGCUGGCUGGGAUUGUCAUGCUUUAUGUCGAGACACUAGCUGUGGUGCUUUGUCUUGCAGCUAGGAAGACUGUGUGCUUGUUUUAUGUGUGAGUGUGUGCCAGUGUGUGUGUGUCUUCGGGUGAAACUUCUGCGUUUUUAAGACAACAAUGUGUGUUUGACAACAAUAAGUAUUUCAUUUACUGUGUUAACUGAAGUGCACUGCGUGCAUCUGUUCAAUGCUGUAUUUGAGCUGGAAGGGUUAGCUUGUAUUCUGUUGUGUGCCCUGCUGGCCCUAUUGCCUUACGGAAUAUGCCUGUCUUCGUUUGUACUGCAGUCUUUAAUAAAACAAGCCUUUUUAGUAGCUAACAGAAGCAACCUCAGUAGCUAACGAAACAAACCUCAAAAUGUGUGACAGCCGAAGCUGGGAAUGUGUAGGUUGUGUUUGGAGUGUUGAGCAAUUGGUGAGUUGGGCGAAAAGCUCAAUUCUGAAUGACUAAGAACAAAAUGGAGUUGCAGAAAAAUCCAGUCCUGCACAGUCAACAGUGUCAACUUUAAUAUGCAUCAUUUUCAGAUGAACAGAUAGAACUGCUUGAUUCUGAAGCAAGUAUUGGUAUUAUACUAAACAUAGCAUCUUCCAUUGUAACUAAUUAUUAUAGAGGUGGCGGUUGGUUAGGACACUCCUUUAGCCAUUACUCUGGCUUGUUUGUAUUGCAUUUAUCUGCAGCAGAAAUCAGAAGGCAUCGUUGAUUCACCCUUGAACUGUAUUUGUUUUUUAUUUUUAUUUUAGAUAACCGGUCUUCAUUGUGUCCCGAAUGACUGUGUGCGUGUGUGUGCGCGUGUGUUUGUGUGUGUGCGUGUGUGUGUGUGCGUAUGUGUGCUUGCAUGUUAACAGCUAGUCUGAUCAUUAAAACACACUGAAUGAAUUGUUUUAAUCUAUUUAUUGGGGAAACUAGAAAGCGGUGAAAAGCAAUCCUGAGAAGCCAUGAGAUCACGUUCAUGCUGCUAAGAGGGUUGGAGAGAUGGAGUGAUGUUUGGAUUUUCAUUUAGCCGUACAUGUAAUGGGUUCUGAAGCAUGAGAUACUGUAUAGGCCUUAAAUUACAUUUGUUAAUUUUUUGUCUUGUUUUGUUGCAAUUACUUCAACUCUAAUUCAGAAAAUCCUUUAAAAAACAAAAGAAAAAAAGGAAAAAGGAAAAUGACAAAAAGUGGGUGUUGGUCUGCGUUUCCAUAGACAUAUUUUGAGUUUGGAUCUUAGAAUAGUUGCAUGUUAUUCUACAUUUUUUUUGUUAUUUUUGUCAGUUCUCUUCCUCAGGGGCUUUUCUGAAUAUGCAUACACUCUGUUAUCAUUAUUUUGUGGGGGGAAAACCGUGAUCUUUAUUAUAGUGAGAAAAGCAAUCACUACAAUUACAUGUGCACUUGACUGUGAAUUUUUUCAGGAAAGUUUGCCAAUGGCUUCAUCUCAGCUUCUUUGUAUCUUUGCCUUCAUCUUUUCUUGUAGCCUAUCCAAAUUGACUGUUGAAAUCACCAUAGAAUAUUUUAAGUUUUAAGUGGGCUUGAAACAUAUUGGAUCUGACGUAUGGUUUGAUUUUCUAUUUUUCUUUUACUCUGUACAGGUUCUUUGUAAUGUCAUUCUAUGUUGAAAUCAUUUAAACAAUAAAUGUACACUAAGAAAGAA
This is a messenger RNA of Engraulis encrasicolus (European anchovy), 8265 nucleotides long. It is a transcript of the gene rreb1b, whose product is annotated as ras responsive element binding protein 1b. The transcript has 13 exons. NCBI's taxonomy places the organism in Eukaryota, Metazoa, Chordata, Actinopteri, Clupeiformes, Engraulidae. Gene Ontology annotation, cellular component: nucleus. Gene Ontology annotation, molecular function: DNA-binding transcription activator activity, RNA polymerase II-specific; RNA polymerase II cis-regulatory region sequence-specific DNA binding. Bases 481 to 5940 code for a protein of 1819 amino acids. Gene Ontology annotation, biological process: regulation of transcription by RNA polymerase II. The record is from RefSeq and is a predicted model, not a curated record.